Molecule: messenger RNA, 1893 nt
Organism: Chaetomium strumarium
Lineage: Eukaryota; Fungi; Ascomycota; Sordariomycetes; Sordariales; Chaetomiaceae
Exons: 4
Coding region: 226-1782 (518 amino acids)
Source: RefSeq, a predicted model, not a curated record
CCAACAUUGUCCUGAAGAGACCGGUCCGGUCCUUCUUGUUAUCCCCGGUCCGGACCUGUAUACCGCGAGAUCUCAGCACAAUCACUGCUUGGAAUUGUUGAAGGAUCAAGUCGGCCACCCGCCCUCGGAAUCUCGGACUUAGACGGUUACACCCGUGUGAGCCUGGUCCGCUUCGAGCCAUAGCUCCUUGUCUACUUAUUCUACCGUUUGUUCCUCGGUUCUCCCAUGAAAUCCGCUGCGGGAACCCCGGGUUCCGCCCCCUUUAUCAUAACCACAUCCCUUGCCAAACCCGAUCCGAAGACGCGCCGCUUGAUCCGCAGCCAUGUCAUGCGCGGCAAGAAUGAGGGCAAGUUUAGGAGCAGCAAGUACGGGCCGCGCCCGCAAUGGGUGACCUCUCCGAGAGAGGAUGUGGCUUCGAAGAAGGCUACGGGCACGCAGGAGAGAGUCCCGGACCAACCAACAAGGCAACCGAGACAGGAUGGUUGGGUACUGAUUUCGCCCCGUAAGAUCGCAACGGAGCUCUCACUGUAUGGGUUCGGUGGUGAUAUGCAGCCAUAUGUGCAGGAACUCAUCCACCGUGCAUUCACCAUCGUCAAACCAUCAAUGUACGCAUGGCCGGGCAUGGCACCUGCCGAUCCACAAGAGAAUCUGUUCUGCUUCGACAAUCUUGCCCAGCAUCCCGGGGUCCUCCACUCGACCCUCUUCGUCGCCCAGGCCUUCCAUGACUCGGCGGUUGGCAGUUCCGACGGGACAGUCGCCCAGCUCCACUUAUCCAAGGCCCUCUCCCACCUGCAACAAAGCCUGAACAACCGGAAAGAAGCCGUCCAACUCUCGACCAUGGCCGUCAUCACAUCCCUGGCCAUGGCGGCGGUCCUCGCGGGCGACCUCGAUACCGCGGCCAAGCACAUGGACGGCCUGUACCGCAUUGUCUCGCUGCGCGGCGGCCUGCACUCCCUGGAGCCGGGCAGCAUGAUAGAGCACAAGGCUCGCUCGAUUGACCUCGGUCUCGCAAUGGCCCGCGGCACGCCCCUCCGCUUCCUGCGAGACGACCAUCUCUCCUGGUCCCCUAACCUCCCACCACCAUUAUCGUCAUCACCCCAAACCCGAUCAUCAUUAUCACCCUUCUUCGCAGAACUCGACUCCAUCUUCCAAUCCCAGCCACCCUGUCGUCCCGAUCCACGCCUCCUAAACGUCUGGGCCGACCUGGGUGAGUUCUCCCGGCUGGUCAAUGACAAUAUGACAGCGACGGUAUCCUCCAGCAAGCUCACGGCGCUGGCGAUCUCGGUGCCGCACCGGCUGCUGCGCUUGAAACCACUACUAGUACUAGUAGGAUCCGGGCCGGAGGAGGAGCAUUCUUCUUCCCUGCACGAGUUGCUCCGUCUUGGCAUGCUGGCGUAUGCGAAGAUGCUGCUUGUCCGGUUGAGCGGGGUGGGGAGGAAGAUGGUUGUGCUCGCGGGGGGGUUGAAGGCGGUGUUGACUGGUUGGGAUUAUAGCUUGGGGUUGGGUUUGUAUGCUGUGGAUGAUGUAGGCAUGGUCAAUGGUUGCGAGGAGACGGUCAAGUUACUUCUCUGGGCUUUGUUCGUGGCCAGCAUGUCGAUCUUUGAGGAGUUGGAUCAGAUCUGGCUGCGGGAGAUGCUGGUGCGGACUGUCUCGGUGCUUGGGCUGCAGACCUGGGCCGAGGCAAGGGCAGCGCUGAAGGGGUUCUUGUGGAUCGAUGUUGUUUUUGACCAGCCUGGGCAGCGGGUGUUUGAGUGGUGUUAUGAAGUUCAAGUCAAUGGCUGAUAGGAAAGACAAGACACUGUGCUCUUUACUUUUCUUUUCGUGUGAAUCAUGCUGGAUCUACCAGACAUUAAUGUAAGGGACGAGAACCUGCGUUAUACUAAGGUAAGACUG